GCGGAAAUGGACCAUUUUCAGGCAAAACCCAAAACAUUCGGGGGUGGAUUUGAGUGAGUCAGUCUGCUGUAACGGUGCACGGAGACUGCUGGAGUGGUUUCGUAAGCUGUACCGUAUAACUCGACGGCUAUACCCCGGGUUUGGCACGAUGCUGAGCGCCGCCGCCGCGGAGAGGAACAAGGAGCCCAUCCUGACGGUGCUCCUGGAGAACGUGAGCACCGGGAGGCACCUGCGGGCUCUGGAGAUUUCCUCCGGUACCGGGCAGCAUGUCACACACUUCGCUCAGGCCCUGCGGAAUAUAACCUGGCAGCCCUCCGAGUACGAUCGACAAUCUCUGGCCAGUAUAGAAGCGUACAGAGCUCACUACCAGCUGAGCAAUGUGAUGCCUGUCAUCCACCUGGAUGCUUCUCUGCCUCAUCAGUACUGGGGAGGGAUCCAGCCAGAGAGCCUGGACCUGGUCCUCAACAUCAACAUGAUUCAUAUUUCUCCAUUUGCUUGUACAGAGGGUUUGUUUAAAGGGGCUGGAGCCGUGUUGAAGCCGCAAGGUCUUCUAUUGACAUACGGGCCCUAUUCAGUGAACGGUCAGGUCACCCCUCAAAGCAACAUUGACUUUGACUACAGCCUACGGCAGAGGAACCCAGAAUGGGGACUCAGGGAUAUCUCGCUCCUUAAUUCUUUGGCACAAAGAAAUGGUUUAUACCUGGAGAAAAUGGUGGACAUGCCAGCAAACAACAAAUGUCUUUUGUUCAGGAAGGAGAGUUUGGUGUGAAGAGUCCUGAUGUUCCUUGUCUGGAUGCAGUUUUGGAGCAGGACGGUUGAAGCGCCUUAACCUAAACGCAAAACUCAGAUACAGUGCCGAAUUUUCAAGAUCCCUAAAUGGAUAAUGUUCUGUCUGUAUUCUAAUACACAAUGACAAUAAUUUAUUUGAUCUGAACUGUUGUACUCUAAUCUAUAAACCGCUAUAUUCUUCUGUAUUGCACACUUGAGUAAAAUUAAGCCUUACUGA
This is a messenger RNA of Acanthochromis polyacanthus (spiny chromis), 1006 nucleotides long. It is a transcript of the gene mettl26, whose product is annotated as methyltransferase like 26. The transcript is spliced from 6 exons. NCBI's taxonomy places the organism in Eukaryota, Metazoa, Chordata, Actinopteri, Pomacentridae. The record is from RefSeq and is a predicted model, not a curated record. Bases 149 to 769 code for a protein of 206 amino acids.